Gossypium arboreum is the source of this 585-nucleotide messenger RNA. Its product is annotated as arabinogalactan protein 20-like. The transcript is spliced from 2 exons. The record is from RefSeq and is a predicted model, not a curated record. NCBI's taxonomy places the organism in Eukaryota, Viridiplantae, Streptophyta, Magnoliopsida, Malvales, Malvaceae. The coding region runs from base 239 to 466 and encodes 75 amino acids.
AAAGAUAAUCAAUCUGACCCACUCCUCCCAAAUCAUCCACAUUUUCAAUUUAUUAUUACCCUUCCUUUUAAAUGCAGACUUGCUUCUCUCUUGGAAUUCAUCUACUGCUCAACUCUUCCUUUCUUUCUAGCCUUUCUUCAACUUCAUAUUUGCAUUUGAAGCUCUUCCUUUCUUCACUGCUACUUGUUAUGCACUGGGCUUUCUUCAGAAUUCGUUAGUCCUGAAAAGAAAACCUACAAUGACGACGAUUUCUUCCAGUACAUUCCUGGGUGUUGCGGUUAUCUUUGGUCUUGUUUUUGCUAGUAUGUCACCCUAUGUUGAGGCACAGUCUGCGUCUCCAGCUCCUUCUCCCACUAGUGAUGGAACUUCAAUAGACCAAGGGAUUGCUUACGUGCUUAUGGUGGUGGCACUUGUGCUCACAUACCUCAUCCACCCUUUAGACUCAUCUUCCUACACCUUCUUCUAAAUCAUUGUUUACAACAAUUGAAUGAUUUAUUUAGGUCAGGCUACUUGUAAACCAAAUUGCUUUGUUGAUAAUAUCUAUUAAAAUCGCUUUCUUUUUCUGGGUGAUGGGUUUAUUAAUAA